AUGCGUGUGACCAGAUCAACGACCUCACCUGCUGAUAAGGAAGCUGCUCUAGCAUUCUCAAAGUGGUUACUUGACAUCGGAGAUGGUCUAACUGGCGUACCGUACAAACAAUCACCAGACACGAAAAUCAUUGACAUACCAACACAGUUUCUAAUACAACCAGGGGAAAAUGGCUUGCAUCAGUUGAUAAAAUUCAUUUAUGAUGACGACAUCCUCCACAAUCCAACAGCCUCUAACCUUUCCGAGAGAGCCAUAGUAUGUCCAAAGAAUGAAACCGCUGAUGAAAUCAAUGAGUUAGUGCUUGCAUCUUCCCCUGGCGAAUGUUCAACAUACUUGAGUGUAGACUCUAUAACGCCUCAUUCCCACAGCCAAGGUGAUACCGAUCUUAUGAAAGACAACAUGCAAGAGGGUAGGAUAUCAUCCAUUGUCCCAGCAGGACCUGCAAUACCAAUUAAAAUUCGUGUCAUAAGAAAGUGGCAGCCUCGCCUACGUAACAGCGACAUGUACUACUUUUUCAUAGACAAACAUGGUGAUGGAAUACAAGCUAGCGUGCACUGGCUAGACAAAGAACUUUUCGAAAGGAAAAUCACCCUUUUCUCAUGCUACCUUCUGGAAAAAUACAUAUGCGAUGACCAGCCAACACCACCAAGAGUGAAUUCACACAUCGCAAGCAUUCGCAUGGGAACAAAAGCAUCACUAACCUUAAUUCCUACACCAGAUGCAUUUCCAAUGUACUAUUUCAACUUUUGUCCCUAUAGCGACCUUUCACUUCGUACUGGUGACGAUCAAGAACUCCUUACAGACUACUUGGCAAAGCUAGAGUACACAACACCCGGAACAACCAAAAAGGGAAGAGAAUAUCUACGUCUUCGUCUCACGGAUAUCAGCGGCGAACACAUAAACGCUACUUUAUGGGAAGAGGUCUUACCAAAGUUUGAUAAACAGGCAAUGUUGGCUGCAGAGCAACCAAUAAUCGUUGCCUUGACAUCCGUUUGCGUAAGCACGUUCAAUGAUCGAGUGCAACUAGCAUCAACAAUUCCAACCCAUAUCUACUUUAACCCUGAUAUAGAGGCUGCCACAGCUAUCAGAAACAGGUUUUACAACUUUUAUUACCGCAAUGAAAAUACUGUAGACAUUUUUGUCGUGUAA
Molecule: messenger RNA, 1149 nt
Organism: Helianthus annuus (common sunflower)
Lineage: Eukaryota; Viridiplantae; Streptophyta; Magnoliopsida; Asterales; Asteraceae
Exons: 6
Coding region: 1-1149 (382 amino acids)
Source: RefSeq, a predicted model, not a curated record